CUGUUGUGCGCAAAAGACAUUCCCCCUCUCUCCAUAUCAAACCACCAACCCAGCAUGUGGCUGAAGACAGUGGUUCCCGUGUGCGCGCGCACGGCGCGCUCGGCACGCCAUGUGCACACGUCGGCCUCCGCGCUCGGCAGCGGUGUGCCCAUGAGCAAGUUUGACAACAAGGAGGUGGACUACGACACCAUGGAGAAGCGCCUUGAGGCUGUGCGCAACCGCCUCAACCGCCCCCUCACCUGCUCCGAGAAGAUCCUCUACUCCCACCUCGACGACCCCGAGAACCAGGACAUUGUCCGUGGCGAGAGCUACCUGCGCCUUCGCCCCGACCGUGUGGCGAUGCAAGAUGCGACUGCGCAGAUGGCGAUGCUGCAGUUCAUCUCGAGUGGCCUGCCACGCGUUGCCGUGCCCAGCACCAUCCACUGCGACCAUCUCAUUGAGGCCAAGGAGGGCAGCGCCAUCGACCUCGAGCGCGCCAUCACCACCAACAAGGAGGUGUACGACUUCCUUGCGUCUGCUGGCGCCAAGUACGGCGUUGGCUUCUGGAAGCCCGGCUCUGGCAUCAUCCACCAGAUUAUCCUCGAGAACUACGCAUUCCCUGGCGUCCUUCUCAUCGGCACCGACUCCCACACCCCCAACGGCGGCGGCCUCGGCGGCCUGUGCAUUGGCGUGGGCGGCGCUGAUGCCGUGGACGUGAUGGCUGGUCUCCCGUGGGAGCUCAAGUGCCCCAAGGUCAUUGGUGUCAAGCUCACCGGCGAGAUGAACGGCUGGACUGCGCCCAAGGAUGUGAUUCUGCGCGUUGCCAAGGAGCUGACUGUUGCUGGCGGCACGGGUGCGAUUGUGGAGUACCACGGCCCCGGCGUCGAGAGCAUGUCGUGCACGGGCAUGGGCACCAUCUGCAACAUGGGUGCGGAGAUUGGCGCCACCACGUCCGUCUUCCCCUACAACGAGCGCAUGGCCGAGUACCUGCGCGCGACCAACAGGGCCAACAUUGCUGACCUCGCCGACAAGCACCGCACGCUGCUCACCCCCGACGACAACUGCGAGUACGACCAGCUCAUUGAGAUUGACCUCAACACGCUCGAGCCAUACGUCAACGGUCCCUUCUCCCCAGACCGCGGCCACACCAUCUCUGAGUUUGGCAAGGCUGCGCGCGAGAACGGGUGGCCGCUUGAGCUGAGCGUUGGCCUCAUUGGCUCCUGCACCAACUCCUCCUACGAGGACAUGAGCCGCGCCGCUUCCAUCGCACAGCAGGCUGUGGACCACGGCAUCACCGCCAAGUCGCAGUUUACGAUCACGCCCGGCUCUGAGCAGAUUCGCGCCACCAUCACCCGCGACGGCCAGGCCGAUGUGCUCAGCAAGAUUGGCGGCGUUGUUCUCGCAAACGCAUGCGGCCCCUGCAUUGGCCAGUGGGCGCGCGAGGAUGUACCAAAGGGCACCCCCAACUCGAUUAUCACCUCGUACAACCGCAACUUCACCUCGCGCAACGACGGCAACCCGCAGACGCACGCGUUUGUUGCGUCGCCGGACAUUGUGACGGCGAUGGUGCUGUCUGGCCGCCUCGACUUCAACCCGCUCACAGACGAGCUCGAGGGUCCAAACGGCCCAUUCAAGCUGCAACCGCCCACUGGAGACGAGCUUCCCUCGCAAGGGUUCGACCCCGGCAUGGACACGUACCAGGCGCCGCCCUCUGACGGCAGCGACCUCUCUGUCGACGUCGACCCCAACAGCGACCGCCUUCAGCUCCUCAGCCCAUUCCCAGAGUGGGAUGGCAAGGACCUCGAGAACAUGGAGGUUCUGAUCAAGGUGAAGGGCAAGUGCACGACGGACCACAUUUCGAUGGCUGGCCCCUGGCUCAAGUACCGCGGCCACCUCGACAACAUCUCCAACAACAUGCUCAUUGGCGCCAUCAACUCUGCCAACGACGAGGCGAACACCGUCAAGAACCAGCUCACGGGCGAGUACCAGGGCGUGCCAGACGUUGCCCGCGCGUACAAGGCCAACAACAUUCCAUGGGUUGCCAUUGGCGAGGACAACUACGGCGAGGGCUCCUCCCGCGAGCACGCCGCUCUUGAGCCACGCCACCUCGGCGCCCGCGCCAUCAUCGUCAAGAGCUUUGCCCGCAUCCACGAGACCAACCUCAAGAAGCAGGGUCUCCUGCCCCUGACGUUUGCCAACCCUGCCGACUACGACCUGAUUGCACCGGAGGGCGCCAAGGUGUCCAUUGUUGGCCUUGACAAGUUUGCGCCUGGCGAGCCCCUGACGGCCACCGUCACCAACCCCGAUGGCUCCUCCCACGAGAUCAAGCUCAACCACACCUUCAACGAGGGCCAGAUUGCCUGGUUCAAGGCCGGCUCUGCCCUCAACCACAUGAAGAAGAUGGCCGAGCGGGCGUAAAGCGUCGCUGAUGCUGACAUUUGCUGACACGUGCCGCUGCUGUCGGAUGUUGUGUGUGUGAUGCAUGGUUGUGUCGUUUGUCGUGCGUGAUGCGUGUGACAUGACGGUGCAGUGCGAUGUAGUUGCGUUGCACCACUUGACACAGACACAGACACACACACACACACAAACACAGCACCCGCGCGCAUACAUACUUGUACAGUCAGCUCAGCCCAGCGCACUCUUUGUCGUGUGACGUCCUUCUUGUUGUUGUGCUUGUCUUGGUGUUUGUGGUGGUUGAUGUGUCUUACCACACUCACUCCCUUGUUCGUGCCGUGUUGUCCUGUCACAUUGCCUCCCAUACACCCCUUCCCUACGAACUGUUUGUGUCUUUCAGCAGUGGGUGACACUUGACGUCCAGAAGCACUUGUGUGCUGCUGACGUGCAGCUGUCCUCAGCUUGCUCCAUCGUCCAUUUCGUCUUUCCACCUUGUUUUUGGCUUGUCUCGUCUCUCUCUCGUACAAAGCACAUGAUGUUGUCACACUGCGC
Salpingoeca rosetta is the source of this 2925-nucleotide messenger RNA. Its product is annotated as aconitase 2. The transcript is spliced from 12 exons. The record is from RefSeq and is a predicted model, not a curated record. Gene Ontology annotation, cellular component: mitochondrion; cytosol. Gene Ontology annotation, molecular function: aconitate hydratase activity; 4 iron, 4 sulfur cluster binding. Gene Ontology annotation, biological process: tricarboxylic acid cycle. Bases 55 to 2397 code for a protein of 780 amino acids. Lineage: Eukaryota; Choanoflagellata; Craspedida; Salpingoecidae.